Messenger RNA from Alternaria ethzedia, 903 nucleotides. RefSeq lists its product as uncharacterized. Lineage: Eukaryota; Fungi; Ascomycota; Dothideomycetes; Pleosporales; Pleosporaceae. The record is from RefSeq and is a predicted model, not a curated record. Bases 1 to 903 code for a protein of 300 amino acids. The transcript has 5 exons.
AUGGCUGGAUCAUUAUCUGAUAACCCGAGGGGUAGGCAAGCGGUCGAGAUCUCUUCUGUCUUCACUGGUCUGGCUCUCAUUACCGUCGUCCUUCGACUGUACACGCGCUUCUUUAUAAUUCGCUGCGUGGGUAUCGAAGAUGCCGGCAUCGCUCUUGCAAUGCUCUGCUCCAUUGGCUUGACAAUCGCCAUUGGUAUCCAGGCCGAAUAUGGUAUGGGCAGACACAUCAAAACAAUCCCAGACGACCACAUGGUCAAGUUCUUGAGGACAUUCUGGUCCAGUCUCAUCGUAUACUACCUGUCGCUCGGUUUGACCAAAGGAUCAAUGCUCCUCCAAUAUCGACGCAUCUUCCCGACCAAGAAGUUCCAGCUCGCGAACUGGCUCACGAUGGCCGUUGUCGUCGCCUACACCAUCUGGACAGUCUUCUCCAGUAUCUUCACCUGCACACCCGUACGAGCUUUUUGGACUCACGAGAAGUCUACCUGUCUUAACCAAUUCGCCGUUUGGUUCACGAACGCCGCCAUCAACAUCCUUACCGAUUUCGCGAUCAUCCUUCUUCCUAUUCCGGUCAUCCAGAAGUUAAAUCUCGGGAAGAGGCAGAAGAUUGGACUCAUAUCCAUCUUCGCAGUUGGCGGAUUGGGUGGCAGUAAAGCGCUGCGUACCAAAGACGAUUACGUUCUAGACGUAACAAAGCGCUCGAAUGGCUCGAGCGAGGACGCAAGAGACAUCCAAGUCGUUACGGACAUUCACGUAGAGGUGGAUGGUGCCGAUGGAAGGAGGCUGAGCGGCUGGAGAACGCCCGCUUCGCAGGCCACCUGGGCGGACGAUAUAUCCCGCAAGGAAACACAAAGGGAGAACAGCACCGAGAUGCUGGUAGACGAAAAUCCGCGUGUGUCGAGGUAG